AGUCGCCGUUACGCUAGCGCGCAAGCGCAUUCAAAGACACAUUUUAGUGUUUCUCGACUAGCCAGGCGAGACCUCCGAGCGGCGAUGCGCUUGCUAUCUUGGACGGACGACGUGCCCCCGUGAGGGCGUACGCGGCCGGGGGACUCAGGCCCCGGUCAUGCCAUGGACGGUCUUCGUAAGAACCCUUCGCAGCCGGCGGCGGACUAUUACAAUGUUCUUAGCGGGAGGAUCGAAGAAGCCGUCGAUGCCUUCAUGGAAAGGCUUGGCGGCCGGCUCAGCGAGCUGGAAGUUGAGUUACGAUACGCUUGGCGGGCGGUCGACCUCUUGUCCCAAGAGUACGUCAAGAUGUGGGAGAAGUUGGAACGCCUGGAGAUUCUGCUGUAUGAACAGCAGGCGGUCAUCGCGCAGCUCCUUGCGGUCAUCCACGGUGAGGGCGAUGCGGCAGCCGCGUAUGGCCCACAUGAAGCCGUCCUGAGACUAGAACGGCGGAUUGAGGAGGAGUUGGAAUGUGGUCCCUUGCGUCCUACACGUCUCGAAAGUGUGCCAGAGGUUGUGUCUAGUCAGGAAGAAGGUACUGAGUGUUCAUCAUCGUGUGACAAUGAAGAAGAAAGCCGUUCCGAAUCGGAUGGCGCCGCUAACAUCUUCACGGCGUCCGACUACAGGAGGUACAGGGGGAAUAGUGGGUCUUGCGUUACGGAGAGUGACUUUCAUGAGUUGGGCAGGCUUUCCGAAGACCUGCAGAGAACGUGCGGUGCAGAAGGAGAAGGACGGUACGUUCGCUUUGCAUCUGGUAGGAUGGUGGAACGUAUUGAAGAAUCUGUGGAAGAAGAAAAAAGUGAAAGUUCCAGUUGCCAGGGUGAAGUUCCAAUGGCUACUCCACCACCUCCGGCAACGGAGGAAUGUCGUGAUGAUCAGGGUUAUAAGAGACUGUGCGUCGACUCCGCUCCUAGUGGAGCCCGACAGAAAAAGCCGUCUAGUAGUGCGGCGAGAAGAGCACGACAGCUGGCUAGGUUACGCGAAGCGAGCGAAGAGCUCGCUCUAGCCGUCCAGAAGAACUUGAUAUCCGCAUCUGUCGCUAAUGGGACAGCCACAGCGUCGGAGUCUUACGGCGACAGACGGGAGAAUGAAUCUCGAGAGAUUGGCAUGGCAGUAGGAGCUUUCAUUUCAGAUACUUCCAGCGAAGCGUCGUCCGCUAUUGCUGCGGCGCAGUUGGCGGUCAUCGAGGCUGAAGUUCAUGAACGCUCGCCUGUGGAACCUGUGCUCACGGACUGGGGAGGGGACCAAAUGGAAAGAAUGGACGAUGUGCCGCCGGAACCGCCGAAAGAGGAGAGGCGGUCGACGAUGGCCGUGUCGUUUAGUCCGAGGAAAAGUGGGCGAGCCGCGAGGGAGAGACGGCACACGACGUCCGUCGUUCCUAUGCCAGGUUCUUCAUCCGAGGCGCUUCCGGAUGUGUGUCCUAAGCGAACACUCAGUGACGCCACGAUGGCUGGCGAGCCAUCGUCCUCAAAUAAGAAGGAGGCUGGCCUCUCGUCUGAAGUAGGUUCUAUCUUUUCUUCUCUUGGAUCAAAAAUAUCCAGCGGGUAUAGCCGUGUUAUGGGAGCCACUUUAUUGAGGAGAGAUUCCAAAGACAAAGCACAACAGAGAAAAGCGAGGAGACUAUCUCUACGUUCACAGAGCGCACAAAGUGAUGUAGACCUACACCACGACACUGAACAAAACAGACAGCCUUUAGUAGGGCAGAUGUCUCUGCCAGAAAUCAACCUCACACCACCCAUUACGCCAUCGCCGAAGCGAUUUCAUCGUACAACAGCAGAUUAUACCGGAUUUCAGCAAAGCAGACCAGAACAUCCUCCACCCGAACGACCCCCUUGCAGAACAACAACCGAAAGGCAGUCGUCAUUCGAAGACGGCAGCCAGGUGACCACAGAAUCCCGGGGAUCCCGGGACGAGAGCGUCCAGGAAAGUGACAUGACUGAGGAAAGCCUCACCAAUACCCCACCCAAAGUUCAGGAAGAAUGCUUGGCGUUCAUGUUCCCCACCAUCGGCGAACUGCGUCGAUCCAGCAGCGGACAACCUCCUUUCCCUUCCGAAAGUUCAGACGGCGCACGCAGGGACACUAACAACGAAGCACAGGUCAGCGACACGGAGUCCGACGUCUUCGCCGACGCACAACAAGACGUGCGACGACACCACGAGAGUCGAAGACAGUCGUCGUCCUUGGGUGAAGAGUCGUUUGGGUCGGUGUCUAGUUUGAGCGUGGCAGAUUCGGAAGGGUCUCCCCCCGUCGCGACGCCCCCGGUGCGUCAGAGGGGACCGUCGGAGAGUAGUGUCGACGAUCGCCGGUCGGAUACUGCGAGUGCUGUGGGUGAUGAUGGUGUCUGUGCAGACGGGAGUAGCGUUGGUGCGGGCGAGGUGGAAAGCGCGCAGGAGGGUGUGGCGAGUGUCGAAGUGUCAGAAGUCAAGGAAAGUAACGAAGGUGCUGCAGAAAGUCAACAGGAGCCGAGUCAAGAAGCCCAAGGGCCGCCACAGCCGGUGGCUCGCGUCAAAGGAGAUCUCAAAGGUCUUCUGGGUCGAAUGGCAUCUCAACAAAGCCAGGAUAUGGGCGAAGGCGGCGUUAAGAGCAAAUGGAUCGCCUUAGUGAGCGGGGGAGCUCUUAGAUCAAGCGCUCGAGAUGGAUCCAAGAGUCUCUGGCCCCGGAGCGGAGGGCCUGAGCACAAUCCUUUUUAUAGCAACAUUGAUUCAAUGCCAGAUAUUAGGCCCAGAAGAAAGUCCAUUCCUCUUGUCAGCGAGCUGACGAUGGCUGCCACCAAACGCAAUGCCGGGUUGACUUCUGCGGUUCCUCGCCAGUCGUUGAACGACGAAGAGCUGAAAAUGCACGUUUACAAGAAGACACUGCAAGCUCUGAUUUAUCCGAUCUCCAGCACGACGCCACACAACUUCUUAUCGUGGACAGCCACCUCACCCACAUUUUGCUACGAGUGCGAAGGCCUCCUGUGGGGUAUCGCGAACCAAGGACUGCGCUGCAACGAGUGUGGUGUCAAGUGCCACGAAAAAUGCAAGGACCUGCUUAACGCAGAUUGCUUGCAGAGGGCGGCGGAGAAGAGUACGAAACAGGGUGCAGAAGGAAAGGCGAAUAACAUCAUCAUGGCUAUGAAGGAACGCAUGAAGAUUCGAGAACGAGACAAGCCGGAAAUUUUUGAACAGAUCAGGGAGGUGUUUAGCGUGGACAUUAAGAGCCACGCGGGACACCUGAAGGCUGUAAAGCAAAGCGUCCUGGAUGGAACCUCCAAGUGGUCAGCCAAAAUCGCUAUCACUGUGAUUUGUGCACAGGGUCUCAUCGCCAAAGACAAGAGUGGAACCAGUGACCCCUACGUCACGGUUCAAGUUGGAAAAACAAAAAAGCGCACAAGGACCAUGCCACGUGAACUGAAUCCUGUUUGGAACGAAAAGUUUUACUUUGAGUGCCAUAACUCUUCAGAUCGCAUUAAAGUGCGCGUAUGGGAUGAGGACAAUGACCUCAAGUCAAAGUUGAGGCAGAAAUUGACGAGGGAAUCGGACGAUUUUCUGGGCCAAACAAUCAUCGAAGUCCGCACACUGAGUGGAGAAAUGGAUGUCUGGUACAACCUAGAAAAACGGACAGACAAGUCUGCAGUGUCUGGUGCUAUCCGACUCCACAUCAGUGUAGAGAUUAAGGGUGAAGAAAAAGUUGCACCAUACCAUGUUCAAUACACAUGCUUACACGAAAACUUAUUUCAUUACCUUUGUGAACAAAAUAGUGGAGUGGUGAAGCUUCCUGAAGCAAAAGGGGACGAAGCGUGGAAAAUUUAUUUUGAAGAAACUGGAGAGGAGAUAGUUGAUGAGUUUGCCAUGAGGUAUGGCAUUGAGUCCAUAUACCAGGCAAUGACGCAUUUCCACUGCCUGUCUACCAAAUACAUGUGCCAAGGUGUUCCCGCUGUGAUGAGUACAUUGCUCGCAAACAUCAACGCCUACUAUGCACACACAGCAGCAUCGUCAGCGGUGUCUGCAAGCGACCGCUUUGCAGCUUCUAAUUUUGGAAAAGAAAAAUUUGUGAAGCUUCUAGAUCAACUACACAAUUCUUUAAGAAUUGAUUUAUCAAUGUACAGAAACAAUUUUCCUGCCUCCUCACCUGAAAAGCUGCAAGAUCUAAAAUCUACAGUGGACCUUCUAACUAGCAUUACAUUUUUUAGGAUGAAGGUUCAAGAACUGUCAAGCCCACCACGAGCUAGCACAGUUGUCAAAGACUGUGCCAAGGCUUGCUUACGUUCCACGUACCAGUUCCUCUUUGAGAACUGCUUUGAACUUUUCAACCGGGAGUUCCAAGUGGACACGCAAGACAAGGAGGAGGACCACGGACCUAGCUUACACAACCUUGACUUCUGGCAUAAACUCAUAGCUCUUAUGGUGUCUGUUAUCGAAGAAGAUCGCAACAGUUAUGCACCAGUGCUCAACCAAUUUCCUCAAGAGCUGAACGUUGGCCAACUGAGUGCAGCAACCAUGUGGAGCUUAUUUGCAGUUGACAUGAAAUAUGCACUAGAAGAACACGAGCAACACAGGCUCUGCAAGAGUUCAGCUUAUAUGAACCUCCACUUCAAAGUCAAGUGGUUUUACAAUAACUAUGUCAAAGAUAUAGCUCCCUACAAAGACUCUGUGCCUGAAUACCCUGCCUGGUUUGAACCCUUUGUGAUGCAAUGGCUCAAUGAGAACGACGAUGUUUCUUUGGAAUACCUCCACAGUGCCUUUCUUCGUGACAAAAAAGAUGGCUUCCUGCAGAGUUCAGAGCAUGCACUGUUUUCAAACUCAGUGGUGGAUGUUUUUACGCAACUCACCCAGUGCUUUGACGUCAUUAGCAAGUUAGAAUGCCCUGACCCUGAAAUAGUUAAGCGAUAUAUGAAAAGGUUUGCCAAGACUAUUAAGAAGGUAUUAACUGCAUAUGCCAACAUUGUCAAGAAGGAAUUUCCAAACUAUGUGAUACAAGAAAAGACUGCAUGCAUUUUAAUGAACAACAUUCAGCAACUAAGGGUACAACUAGAAAAGCUUUUUGAGUCUAUGGGGGGCGAAAAACUUGAGGCAGAUGCUGGAGAUAUACUCAAGGAGUUACAACAGUCGCUAAACACCGUCUUGGACGAUCUUAGCAUAGUCUUUGCUAAGAGUCUGGAAGGUACAAUAAAGCAGAGCAUGGGAGAGCUAAGUGGACUGCUAUCGGCUGUCAAAGGAUCUGGCCAAGCAUCUCUAAAUCCAACAGCACAGAGGCAUGAGGUUGCUGCAGAAGCUGAUCAUGUCCUGCAUCCACUCAUGGACAUCCUGGAUGGAAAGCUCUCCAUGUUUGCUCAGGUCUGUGAGCGUACCGUUCUCAAGAGACUGCUCAAGGAACUGUGGAAGAUAGUCAUGCACACCAUGGAAAAGACUGUGGUCUUGCCACCUAUGGGAGAAAAGAAUAUGAUUCUUCCCAAUUUGCCCAAUGCUAAAAUUGAAGACAUGUCACGACUCUUCAGAAAUCAUGUGGCUGCUAACAAGCUACCCACUCUGGGCGUAAUGGAGGUGGAAAAGAACCUAACUCCAAAGCAGUGCGCCGUGCUGGACGUAGCAUUGGACACAAUCAAGCAGUACUUCCAUGCAGGAGGCAAUGGACUCAAGAAGACCUUCUUAGACAAGAGCCCUGAGCUUCAGUCCUUGAGAUAUGCUCUGUCGCUUUAUACUCAGACGACAGAUACGCUCAUCAAGACCUUCGUAACAAGCCAGACCAAGCAAGAUCAACCAGGUGCAGAUGAUGGGAGUGUUGGGGAAGUUUCAGUACAAGUGGACCUCUUCACACACCCCGGCACAGGGGAGCACAAGAUAACAGUCAAAGUGGUAGCAGCCAAUGACAUCAAAUGGCCCAACACAAGCAUGUUCCGUCCCUUCGUCGAGGUGAAUCUCAUUGGUCCAAACCUGAGUGACAAGAGACGGAAGCAUGCAACGAAAUCGAAGAACAACAACUGGUCUCCGAAAUAUAAUGAAACAUUUCACUUCAUCAUUGGCAAUGAGGAAGAACCGUCAUCAUUUGAGCUGCACGUCUGCGUCAAGGACUAUUGCUUUGCGCGAGACGACCGGCUCGUCGGCGUGGCGGUCAUGCAGCUCAAGGACAUUGCGGACCAGGGCAGUUGUGCAUGCUGGUUGCCACUGGGUCGUCGCAUCCACAUGGACGAGACCGGAUGGACCAUUCUGCGAAUCCUGUCCCAGCGCACCAACGAUGAAGUGGCGCGAGAGUUCGUCAAACUCAAGUCCGAAGUGCGGAACGAUGAGAACAUCCCACGCAACUAAGGGCUUCCUGUUGUAACCGCUCCAUGCUGGAGUCGGUCUACUUUCAGCCGGGGAUCUGCAGUGAGGAAUGCAAUGUCGGAAGAGCUUUGCGUAACAGCCUGAUAUACUUACCUCCUCCUUUGUACCGUUUUGUUAAAGGGGCAGUAAAGCGCAAACAUUUCUUAGUGGAAUUAAAGAUCCCGUUGCCGUGCAAGCGACCGGAUUAAUCGGUUGUGUCGUUUGUGAUUCGUGAGCGAAACAAACCACGAUUUCCUCAAGUCGGCCUUCCGCACGAAGGCCGACAAUGUGCCGACAAUGUGCCGACAAUGUGGAACAGAGUCUCAUUGGUGUCCUCGAACAAUUUGUCCACGUUGUUGUGUUGCACUUAAGAAGAGGAAGAUGUAAAUUGUGGUUUCUUUCACUCAUAAAUCACAAAUUACACAACACAUGAAUCCCGUUCCUUUUGUGUUGGUGUUGAGGUAAAAGUAUCUCUCAUUCUGCGAGGAGGCAUUUUGGCACUUUAGUGCCCCUUUAGGAAACCUUUGUGUUGAAGUAUGAGACAUGUAUUCUUCAUUUGCACCUCCGUUACCUAUACGUUCUCCUUCGCACAAAUUAUGGGGUGCAGAGUGAGGUACGGGGGGCUUACAUAAAACGUAUAAGUAGAACAUUUCAGUGUUAAUCCUGUAUGCUAAUAUAUUACGAAGGGACGAAAACGGAAGGAGCAAGCAUACCUACAUGCAAGACGUGGUAAAAUAUGCUAACAAUUAUGUGUGUCAAUAACCACGCGUACCAAUACCAAUGGUACCGAUGGAACCAAUGGUACGCGUAACCAUUUUGAUUCCGUAAGCAGACCUCCAAGAAGAGCGUUUCUUCACGGCAGUUGCUACAGUAUAGCAUGUUCCUCUUCCUUCAACACUAUCUACUUUCACAAAACAGGAAGAACUAAGGAUAGCAUGUAUACAGCUGUCUUGCAACAGGACAUUGUCUCUUCCAAGCAAGCAGCAUUUUAACAGGACACAGAAAGAACAUCGGAGCUGAAGGUUUUGCAUGAUGAGGUAUGGGAAGCCAUUGUUAGUGACAGUCUCAAGAUACAGCCUGUUGCUGAAGCUGGAUAAUGCAGUUUGGUUCACAAUAUGGAGGUCACAACUAAUUCUGUUGUCUACUCUUUAGAGCAUAGGUUCUCAAACUUUUGGUUUUUGUAAGGGAACACUUUAACAACUUCCAAAGAGUCCCAGGGAACCCCUGAUCCGGGCCGACGUUGACCUGGCUAUGUGUUUGUAGCACAUCAAUCCACACGAGUUCUGGUGGAGUAAUGGGGGAGGAGGUGAGGAGCUGCUCGCAGAACCCUGAGAAGCAGUCUCAACACAGUUCGAGAACCUACGCUCUAGAGGACACCAUGAUUUUGCGUAUUAUUUUUUAAACACAAUUUUGCAAGAAGGCCAAGUAAGACCACAAGGCCAAAAAACGAUACCAGUCCCUGCCUUGAGAAGUCUCUUCAAACAAAAUCAGAGAUCGGCCUCUACUUGAUGAAAAUUCACAUGAAAACAGACAGAAAAAAUACUCUUACGUGCAGCCGUGUGCGGAUGCUUUGAUUUGUAUGUGGAUUCACGAAGUGCACUAAUCGAUGGAUUCACGUGGUUCUAGCUUCUUUUCCUUUAGGCACUUGUACUACACUAGGUAGUAUACGUCAUGGCUGACACAUGAAGUGAUGAGAAAAAGGCUGAGCACCGCAAAAUGGUUACACAUUUUACAUUAGAACCAAAGUUGAAGAUGUUGAAUACUUCUAGAAAGUGGGGCUCCUCAUUCCUCUUAACAUGACCACUUUCAGUUCCAACUCGUUGAAUAUGAAGCAUGUACAAAAUUCCUUGUUACUGUCUUGAGCCCUACAUGUUUUUUUUUACUCUACAGCUACUUUUAUAACAGUGCUGUCAACCCUAGGUAAUGGUUGUGAACUACGAGAGCAUUUGGUUCUCCCGGAAAACACCUUUCAGAGGUACAGGGCGCCACAUUCUCGUUAAACGUAUUUUCGCAACAGCAUAUCGCAGAGUGCUGCCUUUUGACGAGAAUACGGGGCUACGUUCUUAAUGAAUAUGCUGUUCCGCAAGUGGCAUUCCUGUUGAGCUUGGUACGCAGAGCUUGGCACACAAACAAAUAUGCUAAGUCGCAUGAAAGUGGUUUUUCCAGGACUGACCAUAAGCCAAAGCCUUUAUGUCUGCGGUAGCAGAUGCCAUAUUGGGGUUGACAUUGUGGACGAAGGACUGUUAAGUGCUGUCGCUGCCUGAUGUUGCAUUCCUCACAAAACAACGACAAAUUCAUCCUUACAUUCCUACUCUCCAAUGACUUUCUCUCCAGUUUCGCUCAGGUGGUGUGUUGUAACAUACAUCGUUUGUUUCUCUUUUGUCCAGUGAACGCUUUUUAUUUCCUCCACACUGUGAACGCUUGGUCGAAGGCAGUACGUGCCCUCUUUGAACCCAAAGGAGUGUCUCUCAGCAAAUAUUUCUAGUCAUGAUCAAAAAAUGUAUUUUUCAACAUUUUUCGACAUUCCUCCCACAUUUGCGUUCUCAGAGCAAUCGCUGCUCCCAGUGUGUUCAAAGGUAAUGUGAAUAACGGAUAAAACACACACUCACAUAAGACACAUACGAAAGUAAUAUAUAUAAAUAUAUAUAUGUAUAUAUGUGUAUUUAUACGUUAACUAAUAAUUUUUUGCAGUCACACUGACACAGCAGUACAUUUUUGCCUUAUGGUGUGCGAAAGAAUGUUGUAAGAUAUUCCUAGAUGAAAGAAGGAAGUGUGAUUGGAAUGUUCUGCUGUUGACAGGUUGGGCUUUUCAGAAAAAUACCCUCCUCAUUCCUCAUAUCCAGUUCAGACUCCAUUUUUUCUUGUUGUGCAAGUUUUGCAAUCUCUGUGCAUGACACACACACACACUAGACAUAUGCUUGAUGUGCGUGUGCACACAAUAAUUUUUUCCUUUUGUAAACUAUUCACUCGGUUGUGUGGCUAUGUACAUAAGGUGAAACAAUGAAAUCUUCCUUGUGUGAAACUUACACUAAAUAAAAUGAAAUAAUUGUACAAAUCUUUUA
Messenger RNA from Ornithodoros turicata, 9380 nucleotides. RefSeq names its product protein unc-13 homolog B-like. Gene Ontology annotation, molecular function: phospholipid binding; calmodulin binding; diacylglycerol binding. Gene Ontology annotation, cellular component: neuromuscular junction; presynaptic active zone cytoplasmic component; synaptic vesicle membrane. The record is from RefSeq and is a predicted model, not a curated record. NCBI's taxonomy places the organism in Eukaryota, Metazoa, Arthropoda, Arachnida, Ixodida, Argasidae. Bases 163 to 6321 code for a protein of 2052 amino acids. The transcript has 31 exons. Gene Ontology annotation, biological process: synaptic vesicle maturation; presynaptic dense core vesicle exocytosis; dense core granule priming.